This is a messenger RNA of Salvelinus fontinalis (brook trout), 2301 nucleotides long. RefSeq names its product cilia- and flagella-associated protein 100-like. NCBI's taxonomy places the organism in Eukaryota, Metazoa, Chordata, Actinopteri, Salmoniformes, Salmonidae. Bases 67 to 1863 code for a protein of 598 amino acids. The record is from RefSeq and is a predicted model, not a curated record. The transcript has 16 exons.
CAGAACGCAAACUUAGGACAAUCGAGUCCCGGAAGAAAAAGGGUAGAACUCUCUCAAGAUGUUCAUAUGACAAAGUGUUUCAGCAGAAUAUACUGUAAAGGGAUGAAUCUAAUUGAAGGGAUGCUGUCACCAACAUCAAGACACAGAGGACCAAACAUGCUGUCAGGUCCCGUGAUAGUUGCCCAGUCGGCGAGUGCCACCAAGUCAGUGAUAUCUACAGAUGUAUGCAAACAGAUGCCUGUGGCGAACCCUUUUAAAGUGCUUGACAACAGCAACAUAUUUCUGAUCAGGAACAAGGAAAAGGAGCGCAGGAAACUGGAGCUGCAGAGCCAGUUGAGUUUGCGGGUCCAUGAGAAGGUGACCUAUGCGGGCCGUAUGAAGGCCAAGCAGGGUGACCUCCUCAGGGAACUGAGAGAGGGGCUGGAGGAGGACACAGCCCAGCCAGGAGGGGAGGAGAGCAGCCUGGCCCAGCAACAAAACACCCCUGCCUGGAGGGUGGCCAUGAUCAAAGAUCGCAAUAUUGACAAAGAGAGCAUGAAUGAGUUUAUCACCAAGAAAAGGGAGAUAUUUCUGCUGGAGUACUCCUUGGCUGUGAAGCGUGGAGAGAUCAAGCAGCUGGAGAAAAUGGCGGCCGGCGAGGAGAGGAAGCUGAUGCGCGCCGAGCGGUUCCUGGAGGACGACGCCAUCAUGUUCGACGAGUUCCUCAAAGAGAAUGACAAGAACUCUGUGGAGGCCAUCAAAGUUGCUGAGUUAGAGACCAAAGUGAAACUGGAGAAGGUGACUGAGAUCAAGAGGCUCACGACUAGGAUGGUGACCAUUAAGAGUGACAUCUCUAAGUUUGAGGACAUCAUUAAGGAGUACACCAUGUACAAGGAGUUCCUCUUCAAGCUGUCCCCUCCAGAGUGGCAAGAGGCACAGAGGGCCAAGGGUAAGACCCCCAAAGCCAAGUCUGCCACCAAGUCUGCCACCAAAGACAAGUCCAAAGAGAAAGACAAAGACGAGAGGGCCACUCCGAAAAGAGGUGUGGAAAGCAGGGCGUCCUUUGCGAGUCGAGAGCUGCCCCCUCUCCGGGAUGCCAGGGCCCCCUCUAGACAGUCAAUAGGCCAGAGUGACAAACCGAGUCCUGUGGCAGAACUGGAGACCGACAGCUCUGAAUAUGAGGAACACCCAGAGCUGUAUUUCACGGACCCCAGGCAGCUCCUGGAGUUGCUUUCAGAGCUGGAGGAGCAGAACCUCUCUCUGAUCCAGAACUCCAGGGAGACGGAGGAGGCCCUGGAGGUGUUCAGUAAGGUCAUGGACCAUACAAAAAAGAAGAUGGAGCUGGAAACCGUCCAGCUGACCCAGCAGAUAGACGUCAUGACCCACACCAUCCAGAGGGAGAGGGACCGGGCUGCCGAGCUGGAGCUGAGGGCCCGCCUCUUCAACUUUGGGAAGUACAAAUCCGCCGACCAGGAGGUUAUGUUGGACUCCCUGGGCGCUAAGGUGGAGGUGGUGUACCGGAGCUGCGUGGGCGACACAGAGGCCAACCUGAGCACGUUGCAGAUGCUGAUGGUUAUCGAGAGCCGUCUGGGCGAGCUGCUGGAGAACGUGGAGAUGAUCCCCAAGGAGCGGCUGCUGAUGGCCGAGAGGACCAAGGAGAAGGAAAGGAGGCUCAGGCUGCGUGAUGAGAAGAUGCAUCAGGCGAAGCAGCACCAGGAGGAGAGGCUGAAGAGGGCCCUGGAGAGAGCCCAGGCCGACAUCAAGAAAACAACUGGCAAGAAACUGAUGGCCAGAUCACAGCCCCCUGCUGGCAAGCUGAAGACCAGCCAGGUGUAUGACAUCUCAGACAAGGAGAAAGAGGAGCAGCUUUACUUCUUCACCUAAAGGGCAGAGUCAGUCACAACACAGCCCCUAUGCCAUUACUGACAAGAACUCAUUUAAUAUGUUUUGGCCUAUUGUGGGGCUGUGACUGACUCACUGUAAAUACUGACCAAUAAUUGGAUAUGACAGGUAUAAGUAAGACUUUUCAAACGUCUCCAUUGGACGCUGGUGAUGUCACGAUGGGGUAGGUCCUACUUAUUGGUACUCGGUGGGGAGCAUGUGGACUUUGUUUUGGUGGAGCGCUUUCUAGGGCAUGUGGACAGUACUCUCCCCACACAUUUUAUAGACUUUGAUUAUUUUGUGUUACCAGAAUGUUUUCUUAUCCGUUAUAUUGAUCAUCUAUUGUGCUUCUUUACCUGAUCAUAUCUGAAUAGCAGUUAGAUGGACUGACUGCAUGUAUGUGAUGAACAAAUUAAUAAACUUUUUUUUUUACACAAUAAA